Messenger RNA from Aphidius gifuensis, 2876 nucleotides. RefSeq names its product protein toll-like. Bases 121 to 2745 code for a protein of 874 amino acids. Gene Ontology annotation, cellular component: membrane. Gene Ontology annotation, molecular function: transmembrane signaling receptor activity; protein binding. The transcript is spliced from 3 exons. The record is from RefSeq and is a predicted model, not a curated record. Lineage: Eukaryota; Metazoa; Arthropoda; Insecta; Hymenoptera; Braconidae. Gene Ontology annotation, biological process: toll-like receptor signaling pathway; immune response.
CGUGUCGUGACAUCAUGUAAAGAGAUAUUAAAAAUAAUCUUUUAUAUACAUUGACGGAAAAAAACAACAAAAAGUGAAUAAAUAUUUUAAAGUUAAAUUUAUAUAUUAAAUAAAAAAAUAAUGCAUUGGUUUUUAAUAUUUUUAAAUAUUUUAUUAUUUUCGGUGGUUAUAGUUACAAGUGACAAUGGACCAAUUUAUGCGUGUUAUUGUAAAAUUCAUAUUAAUAAAAAGUUUCGUCAAGAGAUACUUUGUUCAAAUCCAUCAAUAUCAGAUAUUUCUAAACCGAGUAAACUGGAAGAUUGUCAAUUUAUGGAAGACGCUAACUCUUCACUUGAUCACAUAACAUCGCUUGAAAUAGAUAAUCCACCAUCAGGUGAAAUUGAGUGGUUAAUGAAAAAUGUAUCCAUAAAACUUCACAAUAUAAAAGAAGCUUUUUUUUAUGGAAACAGAUUUCAAGUCCAUUCAAACCUUUCGAAUUUUUUUAAAAGAAAUACAAAAAUAGAAGUUAUUGUGUUUAACUAUGUUACGUGUACUACUACGUGUACUACUACUUGGCCAAGUGACUUUUUUUCUAGUUUAGAGAAUCUUAAAAAAGUUGAAAUGAUUGGAAACGAACUGAAAAGUCUUCCUAAUGACUUGUUCUUGAAUAAUACUUAUCUAGAAAAGUUAAAUAUAUCAAAAAAUCAUUUGACAAAUAUUGAUCCAAUUAUUUUUAAAAAUUGUAAAAAACUGAAGGUUAUUGAUCUCUUCGACAAUGAGAUUAGUGAUACUAUAUCUUUUGAAAACUCUACAGAAUUAAUUGAGAUUUAUUAUCAAAAUAAUUUAAUUGAAAAUAUAACAAAUUCAAGUUUUAAAGGUUUACGUAAUUUGGAAAUUUUAUAUCUAUCUCAUAAUCUAAUUAGCAAAAUAGAGUGUGAUGCUUUUGAAGAUUUAAAAAAAUUAACUCAUUUAUAUUUGGAGAAUAAUCGGUUGCGAACAAUUGAACAUUGUCAUACGCGUAAUCUUUUCGAAUUAAAAACUGCAAUAUUAUCUCACAAUAACUUGACUAUAAAAAAUAAUGAAGAAAGCUCGAAGGCACUGUUUAAAAAUAGCACUUUAAUUGAAAAAUUGGACCUUGAUGAUAAUCAGAUAUCUGGAUUUUGUUUUUAUAAUAAGGAGGCGAUUCCUGGUGUUGAUAAUGCUACGGAAAUAAUCUUGUCGAAUAACAAAUUGACUUCACUAUCGAAUGUACAUCUUCAUGAUACAUCAUAUAAAAAAAUCAAACUCUAUGUGAGUAACAAUAAUAUAACAUCAUUAUUUUAUCCAAAUGAAAGUGAAACUUCCGAUAAAUUUAACAAUAAUCAUGUAGAGGUAUUUGCUGAUAAUAAUCCAUUGAAUUGUGAUUGUAAUUUACAUACAAUGAUUCAACAUAGAAAUAAAGCAAAUCGUACGAUUGAAUUCCGUAACUGGACAAUUCAUAUGGACAAUUUAAAAUGUAAUGAGCCAAGCUUGCUCAAGAACACACCUAUCGAGAUAUUUGAAUCUAAAACAUAUAAAUGUCUACUGAAUGAAUCAAAUAUUAAUUAUGCAAAGUGUCCAGAUAAUUGUUCAUGUUGGAGGCGACCGUCAGACAACUCAUCAACUAUCAUUGAUUGUUCAUCAAAAAACUUAACAAGUGGACCAAAUUCAAUACAUCUUUUAUUUGGACACCAAAUAGAAUUAAAUUUGUCAAACAACUUAUUAAGCAGCAUGCCAUUGAGCUCUCAAUCUGGAUACGGAAAUGUUACAAUUUUAGAUCUUUCAUACAACAAUAUUACUCAUCUGACUCAUGGAGGUUUACCUGCAAAAUUAAAAAUUUUGUACAUGCAUAAUAAUAAGCUAAUCAAAAUAGAAAAUAAUGUGUUGGGUUAUAUGAGGAAUAGUUUGAAGAUUAAGGAGUUAACUUUGCAUGAAAACUCUUUUGAAUGCGAGUGUGAUCUUGAAGAUUUAAGUGAUGAUUUACAGAAUAAAAAUUGGAGCCAAUCCGAGAAAGAAAAAAUCACAUGUGGACCGUCAAAUCGUCAGGUUUAUAAAUUAUCAAAACAAGAAUUAUGUCCUCCAAAUUAUGGUUUAAUUAUUACGAGUUGUAUUGUUCUGGCUUUUGUGGCAAUUGACAUUUGUAUUGUAAUAAUAAUUUUUUAUCGGUAUGAAGAAAUAAUUAAAAUUUGGCUAUAUGAAAAACAAUGGCUUUUAUUCUGGGUGACAGAAGAAGAAUUAGAUAGAGAUAAAUACUACGAUGCUUUUAUCAGUUACUCGCAAAAAGACCACGAUUUUGUGGUUAAUAAUUUGGUGAAAAAUUUGGAAAAAGGUCAACCACCGUUCAAACUGUGUGUUCAUGAGCGAGACUGGCUUGCUGGUGAACAAAUACCAACUCAAAUUAUUCAGUCAAUUGAAAACUCCAAGCGUACGAUCGUUGUUUUAUCAUCAAAUUUUUUGGAAAGCGAUUGGGCUAACAUUGAAUUUCGAACUGCACAUCGUCGAGCACUUGAAGAUCGUAGAACCAGAGUUAUUGUUAUUAAAUAUGGAGAACUUCCACCAAUUGAAACUUUUGAUAGAGAAUUGCAAAGCUACUUGAGCAUGUAUACAUAUCUUGAGUGGAAAGAUCCUUCGGUUUGGUCAAGGUUACGAUUUGUAAUGCCCCACAGAACAAGAAGUCGCCGACCACAAUGUACUAGAACUAUUACAAUCGAUAACCCAGAUGAAAUGACACGAGAGACUCACCUGUGAAUGUACAUUUAUAUAUUUUAUAAAAUAUAAUAUGUAUACCUAAUUUGUGCAUCAUCAAAAAAUAUCUUUAUGAAUCAUGCAUCACUAAAUUUUAAUCCAUAAUCUUUUUGAAAUUAUUUUAUAUGUGAAUA